AUGGCACACACCGGCGCUGCUGGCCCUGACAUUCGUGACGUACUUGGCGUGCAAGGAGGAAAUGAAGAAGCGGCCGCCACCGGAGCUCAAGGAACACGAGCGGUUGGUGAAGUUAAGUUUCCAGUCGUUGAAGAAGGUAAUUUAUAUGGCUUUAUCGAGCAUACGGGAGACCAGGAGCAAGGGAUGAAGUAUCUUUCUGAAGCAUACAACGCUACUAAGGACGUACAGAUCCCUCCCGAAAACGCGGUCUUGCGGGCGUGCUUGCACGGCGAUUUGUGCGAGAAAAUUGGCCAGCAUGCUUCAGCGUUACCGUACUACGAUAUGGCGACGAAAUAUAUCAAGGCAGUGGAGCCUCUUAGUAUCCGCUGUACCCUUGCGAUGGACCGGCAGGACGAGACCGCUCUCCUCCGCGAGCGCGCCCUUCGGGUUGUACGCACCUCGGAGGGCCUCCGCAAGAGAGAGACAAAGGUCAUGGAUCUGUUCGACGAUAGGGUGGCACUCUUUUCGAUGCGGGAGAAGCGUCGGCUCAAGCGCCAAGGAGGAUCGGAAGAAAUAUCAUUCACUGCGUCGAGUUGA
Molecule: messenger RNA, 576 nt
Organism: Phytophthora sojae
Lineage: Eukaryota; Oomycota; Peronosporomycetes; Peronosporales; Peronosporaceae
Exons: 5
Coding region: 1-576 (191 amino acids)
Source: RefSeq, a predicted model, not a curated record